UAAAAUGCAUAGACAUAGAUUAAAUGUCAAAUAGACAGAUAAAAUGUCAAAUUGUUAAAAUGAUUUCAAGGAUAUAAUUUUGAUAGGUGUAUUACAAUUUUUUCGAUUGUGAUAAGAAAUCAACAUUUGUAGAAAAACAUGCCUACACCCCCUCAAAUAUCACCACUUGAGGAUCAGGAGCGUCAUCUUCAAGAGGCCCUGGGAGUCGUAAAAGCUCAAGCUUUUCAUAUGAAAAGAGCUCUCGAUAAGAAUAAAUUAAUGGAUGCUCUGAAAAACGCAAGUGCUAUGUUAGCAGAGCUGAGAACAUCUUUGUUAUCUCCCAAAGCAUAUUAUGAGUUAUAUAUGGCAGUUACUGAUGAGUUGAGACAUUUGGAGGUGUACCUAUUAGAGGAAUUCCAUAAAGGGAGAAAAGUAACAGAUCUCUAUGAAUUAGUGCAGUAUGCAGGAAAUAUUGUUCCUAGAUUAUACUUGUUGAUAACAGUUGGUCUUGUUUAUAUUAAAACAAACACUUCUCUUCGAAGGGAUCUUCUAAAAGAUUUAGUGGAAAUGUGUAGAGGUGUACAACAUCCUUUACGUGGGUUAUUUCUUCGCAAUUAUCUACUUCAAUGCACUAGAAAUGUCUUACCUGACUGUGCGGAAGAGGAAGGAGAUGUACUUGAGGGUACAAUCAAAGAUUCAAUCGAUUUUGUUUUGAUGAAUUUUGCUGAAAUGAAUAAACUGUGGGUACGAAUGCAACACCAGGGUCAUUCAAGAGAACGUCAGCAUCGUGAAAAAGAGAGAGAAGAACUGAGGAUAUUAGUUGGAACAAAUCUUGUUAGGCUAAGUCAGUUGGAAUUUGUUACCCUUGAGAAGUAUCAGAAACUGGUGCUACCUGGAAUUUUGGAACAGGUAGUCAGUUGUCGCGAUGCAAUAGCACAGGAAUAUCUCAUGGAAUGCAUCAUUCAAGUUUUUCCAGAUGAGUUUCAUAUUCAGACGUUAACUCCAUUCUUGAAAUCUUGCGCAGAGUUAGAAGCCGGAGUUAAUGUUAAGAAUAUUGUUAUAAGUCUGAUGGAACGCUUAGCUUCUUUCAGUCAAAGAGCAGAAGCUAUUGGAACAGAGGGUCUACCCAAGAAGCCAUUUUACGACCCAAAUACCAUUUUUAAUCCAGUUCUUUCCGCAGGUACGGCUUCAAUCUUGAAAGAAGUUAAAUUGUUCGAAGUUUUCUCAGAUCAGGUAGCGUCCAUCAUCGCAAACAGGCAGUAUCUGCCCCCUGAGGACAUGGUGUCCUUGCAGGUGGCACUCAUCAAUCUGGCCCUCAAAUGUUAUCCUGACAGGGUGGAUUAUAUCGAUAAAGUUAUGUUGAAUAGCGUAGAGAUAUUCCAAAGAUUAGGAGUUGAAAAUAUAGAAUCUCACAGUCAGGUAGCUAGGGAAUUGCAAAAAUUGCUAAAAAUACCAUUGGACCACUACAAGAAUCUUCUGGUAAUUUUAAAAUUGAAACAUUACGCAGCCCUGAUUCAACACUUGGAUUUCACUGGUCGUAAAUCCCUCAAUAUUUAUAUUUUGAAUAAUGCAUUGGAUCAUGAGACGUUCGUUCCAUCUGCCGAAGAGGUAGAACAGGCUCUGACUCUCUUGAAUACUUUGAUAUCUGACAAAAACGACACAAGCGCCUCAACUAAUUACGAUAUUGAAGAACUGGCCGAGGAACAAUGUCUCUUGGCUAGGUUUAUCCACCACUUCAAGGCUGAUUCUCCAGACGAUCAAUAUUUGAUUUUGACAACUUCAAGAAAGAUCCUGGCUACAGGAGGAGCACAAAAAAUAAAAUAUACUCUUCCCCCCUUGGUGUUUCAAGCUUACCAACUAGCGUUUCGUUACAAGAAUUCUGAUGAUGAUAAAUGGGACAAGAAAUGUCAGAAAAUCUUCCAGUAUUGCCAUCAGACGAUAAUGGCCCUGGUUAAGGCGGAGUUGGCAGAACUUCCUUUAAGAUUGUUCCUUCAGGGAGCCCUGGCAAUCGAUCAAAUAAAGUUUGACAAUCAUGAAACUGUCGCUUACGAAUUUAUGUCUCAGGCGUUUUCUCUGUACGAAGACGAGAUAUCAGACUCUAAAGCUCAACUUGCUGCAAUCACUUUGAUAGUUGGCACCCUCGAACAAAUUAGUUGCUUCUCUGAGGAGAAUUCGGAACCGUUGAGGACUCAAUGUGCAUUGGCAGCUAGUAAACUUUUGAAGAAACCUGAUCAGUGCAGAGGCGUGGCAACGUGUUCUCACUUGUUUUGGAGUGGCAAAAAUCAAAUGAAUAAUGGACAAGAAACCCAUGAUGGUAAGAGAGUCGUUGAAUGCUUGAAGAAAGGAUUGAGGAUUGCCAAACAGUGCAUGGAUGUCAGUGUACAGGUUCAGCUAUUUGUGGAGUUGCUGAAUCACUAUAUAUAUUUCUUUGAGAAAGGAAAUGACCAGGUGACCAUUUUGAUUGUGAACCAAGUCAUUUCAAAGAUAAAGGAAGAAUUGCCGAAUUUGGAAACUUCAGAUGAAACUGAUCAAAUAACCAAACAUUUCAAUAACACUUUGGAUCAUUUGAGAAUUAGGUUAGAGACAGCAGAAACUGAUGGAGUUUCCUACGAGGGAUUGGAAAUUUGAAUAUGCAAUUAUAACAAAUGGAACAUUUUAUCAACACGCAUUUUAAAAAUUUAAAAUAUAUAUUUACAAUUGUUAUUUAUCAAUAAGAAUGAAUGUAUAUACACAUUUAUAUAUAGAGAGUUGUAAUGAGUUUAUCUCAAAGUACAUAUAUAAUAUUCCAAUUUCUAAA
Coccinella septempunctata (seven-spotted ladybird) is the source of this 2776-nucleotide messenger RNA. It is a transcript of the gene Vps35, whose product is annotated as vacuolar protein sorting-associated protein 35. The record is from RefSeq and is a predicted model, not a curated record. The transcript is spliced from 9 exons. Gene Ontology annotation, biological process: intracellular protein transport; retrograde transport, endosome to Golgi. The coding region runs from base 139 to 2607 and encodes 822 amino acids. Gene Ontology annotation, cellular component: late endosome; retromer complex; retromer, cargo-selective complex. NCBI's taxonomy places the organism in Eukaryota, Metazoa, Arthropoda, Insecta, Coleoptera, Coccinellidae.